UGCAGAAUCCUGAGAAAUCACCGAGUAGCCCAUCUUGCACAAGCUGUACGACAGCCGGCUCCACAGACUUACAUCCGUCAUGUCCGCUCAACGAACAUUUUCCUUCUGAAGACAGCGUAAAUACCAGCGUUGCAGACCCAGAGCUUAGUGCGGAGUCCGGAUAUAACGAGCAGCGUGGACUAAACCUUUUCCCCGGCUCAAUUCCCUGCGAUUUUCCUACUUAUAACCACAAAUGGAGACGUGAAUUUCAAAGUACAUCGUAUGUGGUGACAGGCAAAUGCUCCGUUUUGACUCAUUUGGACAACACUUAUUCUGUGCUAAAACAAUCUGAAGAUGAAGAUCAGAAUACACUUAAAUCAAAGAUUUGUGAUCUCAGGGACGAAAAUCCGGAAACAUGCCAUCACACAGAACCAAUAUUGAACAGCGAAACUGAGGCUCAAGAUCUUUCCAAAAAAUUUGAACAUAUUUCUGACAGAAAAGAAGAUAGAAUUAAUUCGCCAAAGUUGAAGUCAGGUGUUGUCUCAAGUGUCCCCUAUUCGGACGCUCUAGUCAGUGGAAUUCUUCUCGGUGAUAAAGCAUACAUUGGCUUAGAGAGAAAACGGUUAAUUCCUUCUGACACUUGUGGUGCAUCAGUCUCAGCUCCAUCUCACGAGCUGACGUUUAACACUAAUAAAACCACUGACGCCCAGUCUACAUUUAAUACUUACGAUAGUGCGGAAACACCACUCGAUACAGCUGUGGAGGGGAAAAGUAACAAUAGCUCCUUACAUCUUGAUCGAGAGUCAGUUCAGAUUGAAGAAAGCCCUAACACUAACUUUCCAAUACCCACGAGACAAGUUGACAUGGAAACUUCUCCAACUACUUGUGCGGUGUCUUCGGGGUACGAUAUUCAGGAUCUAAAAGACCAGGAGAGACCCUUAGGAAUGUCAAUGUCCACAACGACCAUAGAUCAAACGCACCAAGUUCAGACAUUGUGUCAGAGCAGCGGCUCAAACACAGGGGAACACGACAGUUCAUCUCGCAAUUCAGCUUUCCAGAAUCGUUCACUUUCUUUUACUGUUGGAGAAUGUGCCGACAAUAAGGAUGUCCAGGGCAGGGGUUUGCCAUUUCUAUGGGGACAAGGGGCAUUUAAGAAUGUCAAAGAACUCGGUCAUAAAAUUUCUACAACGGAUUAUAGCAGGAGAAUAGAACCAGGGUCGACUUCAUCUCUCAGAUACAUUCCUAACACAUCCUCACUGUUUAAUUCUUCCAGGCCAGAAUUUAUGAUUGAGCCAUCCCAGAGUAAUCUCAGAACCCUAACUGAUACUGGGCAUUGUGAAGAACUCAGUGAUCACAAGUUACACAGUAGUGGACCGCAAACAUUGUCGACACAACAGCACAGAUCAAGUGGUUCAAGUAACGAAUUCUCACAAAAACCUCAAUUUGAGAUCACGUACGAUUCGAAAUCGUAUUCUCCGAAGGAAGAACUCUUUGAAAAAGCCACCUCGCCCACUCGCUCGUCAAAUGGUUCUUUGCAAGGGGGUGGAUACAUCAACGUUCAAGAUCUUCCCCAUUACAAUGUUGCUUUCGACAUGUCAGCCUCAAGAAGUGGCAACGGCGGCGUCAGUGACGAUGGAGACGAUCUGACCAGCAAAAGAGACAGCAGCAAUAAUAAACUGCGCCGACGCCGGACAGCGUUCACCAACGACCAGCUCCUGGAACUAGAGAAAGAAUUCCACAGCAAGAAAUACUUAUCUCUGACAGAGCGGUCUACAAUAGCUGCGCAGCUCAAACUCAGCGAAGUUCAAGUCAAAAUCUGGUUCCAAAACCGCCGGGCGAAAUGGAAGAGGGUGAAGGCCGUGAACGUCCAUGCACGUGUUGGUAGUAGUCACGGGGCAAUGCCCGACUCACAUUCCGUCGAAGGCAGUAAGCCCAAGAUUGUGGUACCCAUCCCAGUGCAUGUAAACAGAAUCGCUAUCAGAGGUCAGCACCACGAGAUGGAGAAGCAUCGAUCCCUUCCACUGUUAGGGACGCCUGAAAAAUGAUGUUGCGUACACCCGUCGUUCGGAAUUGUGUGAAGCAAACUGGUUUGCCUGACCAAAGCUUCUUGCAAAGAUAUUUUUUAAAGUGGAUUUUUCUGUCAUUAAAAAAUGGUAAAAGCUAUAUGCCCACAUUAACACAAUAUAUAUGUUUCUAGAAAGCAGACUUCUUACGAACCUCGACGUCAGAUCCAACUUGAUUUGAGCGUGACAAAAUGUCUCAGCAGACAGACGAAGAUACUCGAUUUCAAAAUAGAAACCUCCUCCUACAGGAAUGUAGUUCAUAGUUUCUGCUUGCAAGGGGGAUGCACUUAAAGCUACCCAUUGACCUAAAACACAGUACGCUAUGAAUGUUUCAUCUCAGUUACCCAACUGAAAAUGUUUUUUAAAAACGAAAGAAAAACAGUUAGUUUUAGAAUAGUUUGUCUCAAGUACCCUCCGAACUGUCAACAAAGUAGACCAAGAACAUUUUGUCUGUUUGCACGUGUUUUUUUUGUGUGUGUUGUUGUUUUUGUUUUAACUAUUAAACCAAGAACUGAACUAAAAGCAUAUUAUGAAUGACAUUGAACCUCAUUUGUUGCAUCUGAUGACUAGUCUAGGAGAUCACUAGCAAUCUUUUCAGCGUCCUGCACCCGAAGUGGUGCCUACCCUUGCGUAAAUAUUUUCUUACAAAACUCAUGUUAAUAAAGAUCAUAAUAUUAAAUAUGUGACACGACUCGGUGGAAUCAGGCGCUCGUCAACUGUUUGGUCAUAAAUGGAGUUGUUAGUAUCAUCACAUAGGUUGGUCAUUACUAAUCUUUGCUUUGUAUUGAAGAAAUAACCAGCUUUCUUGAAUAGAAGUUCAGAUAUUUAUGAUUGAUUGAGGUGUGUGUGUCGCAUGGUAUCUGAGGUAAAAUUAAUGAGAAGAUGGCCUCCCCAGUUUGGUGACAUCCAAAGCUUGAGUGUCCUUGGAAACCGCAAAUUUACUUUUUAAAGCCUUCUGUUAAAGUUUUUCAAUAACAUUCUCCCCCAAAAUGUGUUUUAAAUGGACGUAAAUGGUGUUGAGUAAUAAGAAAAGAAAGAUCAAAAUUGUCCAACAGGCGGGAAAAAAACGGGUGUUUCAAUUUCAUUAUCUCAACGAGCGCCUGGUUUCACUUCAACGAACCACAUUUUCUUGCACAGUGAAUGUAAAUAAAAAUCCUAUUAAAAUGUUGUGAUAGGACUCCAA
This is a messenger RNA of Aplysia californica (California sea hare), 3225 nucleotides long. RefSeq names its product homeobox protein MOX-1-like. Gene Ontology annotation, cellular component: nucleus. The record is from RefSeq and is a predicted model, not a curated record. Bases 843 to 2024 code for a protein of 393 amino acids. NCBI's taxonomy places the organism in Eukaryota, Metazoa, Mollusca, Gastropoda, Aplysiida, Aplysiidae. Gene Ontology annotation, molecular function: RNA polymerase II transcription regulatory region sequence-specific DNA binding; DNA-binding transcription factor activity, RNA polymerase II-specific. Gene Ontology annotation, biological process: regulation of nervous system development; regulation of transcription by RNA polymerase II. The transcript has a single exon.